AUGCCCGAGCCUCUGUGUGAGUCCUCGGGCCCGGUACAGUCGAUUCGCCGCGCGGUUACUCUUCCCACGAAGUUAAACCCGCAGGCGCAACGCGAUUCGGUUGCGCCAAAUGUCUCGGAAAACGUCAUCUUCUAUCAUCCAUCCGCAAAGAUUGUCCAUUUCGCGCCCAGAGCACUGGUACCGAUCCCGUCGAGCUCCGCGCCGUCCGACUUUGACUACCCCGUUGAUACGAUCGAGACCCUCCCCUGGCGCUCGGCCACCGAACGAACUGUCGCAACUGCACCCCUCAGGCUAGAAAGAGGCUUGACCGUGUUUUUGAAAUGCGGAAAUGUCGUUCGUGCGAUCUUGAAGAACUCCCAAUGCUGGUGCGUGGACGGCGUGUCCAAGUUCGUAUUGCGCAUUCGCCCUCUCACCUAUUAUCGCAUCGAGUUACCACAUGAGACUGCAGAGGAUAAGGCGCUGGUGGAGGAUCUCAAGGCUGCAUUGCCGACUGUACUCCGAUAUGAGGUCACACCAUGUCCUUUCAAGCGCGCGUUUACCGUCGACUUGCCUGAGCAAGCCAUGGCACCACGGCGCAAGAAGGCGUGGAAACCAAAGGAACGCACAGAGGGCGUUCCAUUACUCUCGGGAAGCAACCAAAGUUCUCAUCUUGAAAGCAAGUUGGAUUGGCUGGAUUCCGCUAGUACUGGUUACGACACAGAUGAAGCUGCCACGGACGAUAGUAUCUUAACUCCCCAAAGGACAAGCAGCACGACAUCGGAAGCUAUACCUGUUGGUGAUGAGUCUCCAACCUUAGCCAGUGAUUCCGGCAAUUCUUCCAACCCAGAGCCAACCAGACGCUCCGUCACGGAGACGCCGCAGACGUUCACUAGUCUUCGGGCGAAAUUCGACGCUACCCCUGUUCUGGAUGAAUCUCCUGCCUCCGAAGAACCGGAAACUAAGGAAGAGGCUCGGGCAUUUGAUGAAUCUGCGCCUGCCACCGAUGAGCCAGUGGUUGAGGGUGCUAAUGAAAUGAACGAAUCUCCCAUUUCCAAGGACGCUAAUGAACCUGAAGACGCUUCAGUACCACCAGAUACUCCCAAGUCUCAGGAUACUUCGUUUGCUGAAAUGACCGCGGUGCCACCAGUGACUAUGCGAGAACAAAAUCCCUCUGCAGGUGACUUGCAGGGCCAGUCGGCACUUCCAGAAGCUACAAAGGCUACUGUCCCGGAAGAUACUCCUAGUGCUAGCCGACCCAAAGCAACCUCAAAUGCUGCCCAGGUACAGGUUCUGGAGGAGAUUAAAAACGAGCCUCAUCCCGAAGCCAUUCCGAGUUCCGAAGAUGCUUCUAUACAAACUGAAAUUUCAGCCUCGGCGGCAGAUGUAACUCCUGAGCCAGUUCUUAUAUCACAAGAUAUCAUCUCAGAACCUGUCCCUAUUUCAACCGACGAAUCUGGCUCAGAACCAAACCAUGACAGCUCUUUUGCAUCUUCACCGGAAUCAUUCCAUUCUGUCGAUCUUCCCUCGUUUCAGGACUCCCACUCUUCCUAUUCAGCUUCUAUGAAGUAUCCUGAUGCUACAUCCAGGCCAGGAACUUCUGUUGCUGCCUCUGUGGCUGAGCUCUCUACAAAAGAAGGUCCUGUGGCUGAGUCAUCUGGAAGUAGCCUUCCUUCAGGAAUGGACAUACAGAAUACUCGUCGCUCGCCGAAGGGGCUCGUCAACGAUUCUUCGCAGCCGGAACUCAGGAUGCCAAAGUACAUAGUUCGAGAAGAUACGCCAAAGAAGCCGUCACUGGGCGUUCCUUCCAGCAACAAAGUGGCCGUUGCUAGUGCUCCGUCACCAGUCACAGAUUUCCACCAUAUGAGCACUGAAUUCCGUCGUCGGGCACAGGCAACCAGACGACGUGCUGUCUCCCCUAUGCCGCCAUCUUCCACCAUUUACCAACCUCCUCCGAACGACCAUGCUUCUUCUCUUCUGACAAAAGCUUUGUCGCUUGUGUUGGUACCGCCAAUCCACCUUUUCAUCAUCCUGCUCCACGUUGCGGCUCGCAUUGUCAUCAGUCCUGCUCUCAACUCUACUCGUAGAGAUUCCAGCUCAGGAUCCCAAUCCUUUAAUAAAGAGCCCGUCACUGAAACUGAAGAUGAUUUCAGUUUCCCGUUGGAGCGCGAUUCUUCUUCUGAAUAUGAAGACGCCGAGAUGUCCAGGAAGUUGGAUCCCUGGGAUCUUGACUAA
Messenger RNA from Penicillium daleae, 2211 nucleotides. RefSeq lists its product as uncharacterized. Gene Ontology annotation, cellular component: extrinsic component of intraperoxisomal membrane. Gene Ontology annotation, biological process: peroxisome inheritance. The coding region runs from base 1 to 2211 and encodes 736 amino acids. The record is from RefSeq and is a predicted model, not a curated record. The transcript has a single exon. NCBI's taxonomy places the organism in Eukaryota, Fungi, Ascomycota, Eurotiomycetes, Eurotiales, Aspergillaceae.